Paramecium primaurelia is the source of this 549-nucleotide messenger RNA. The record is from the annotation of a GenBank genome assembly. NCBI's taxonomy places the organism in Eukaryota, Ciliophora, Oligohymenophorea, Peniculida, Parameciidae.
AUGAGGUUUAUACUCUUGAUAUUUUUCUUAGAGUAUUCAAAUUUCUUUGGAGUUAAGGCAGGACUCUGCUAGGAAAACUUAUUUUAAAGAUAAAAGCAUAUUCUAAGAGGUCUCAAAUUAGAUGUAGCUUCAACAUUUCAUGGAUCAUUUUUAUCAACUGCAAGAACAAAUAUAUUUUGGAGAAAAGAUAUUGAUGAUAAUCCCUUAAGAUUUUCAUUAUACUAUUCUUAUCCUACAAUAGUUGUAGGACAUAUUGUUAUGCCUUUGGGUACUUCAGCUAUUGUAGAAUUCUUAUAGAGUUAUGAAAUUAAUACUAUUAGGUUUUGGAUGUGGGAAGGGGGUCAUAGAAUAACGAAUAUGCAAGUAUUUGUUAUAGGGGUUGAUGGGAUAACAGAAACAAUUGUUUUUGAUGGUUUAGCAUAACCUGCCGUAGUCAAAGCAAAGUUUUCUAGUUAAAUAGUCUCAAAAAUAAGAUUCUUCAACAGAGGAGGAAAUACAGUGGAUUCAAAUAUGUCAAUCAUCAAAAUUUAAGCUUAUUAUGCUUUUUGA